Talaromyces proteolyticus is the source of this 1262-nucleotide messenger RNA. RefSeq lists its product as uncharacterized. Lineage: Eukaryota; Fungi; Ascomycota; Eurotiomycetes; Eurotiales; Trichocomaceae. The coding region runs from base 102 to 1010 and encodes 302 amino acids. The record is from RefSeq and is a predicted model, not a curated record. The transcript is spliced from 6 exons.
AUUUUCGUUUCCUACGAACUCCAACAUUCCAUUAAGAGGCCUGUCUGGGAGGAUCGUUUAAAGGGUUGCUAGUUGAAGACGGAACAACUUAUAGUGGUGAUAUGCCUCCAGCCCUUCGUCAGCUAGCCCAAGGCGGGGAGAGUCCGAAAAUCGAUAUUGUCGCAGUACACGGACUCAACCCGAAAGGCAAGGAUGUAAAGCAACACGCUUGGGAUACUUGGCGAAAAGGAGACGGUGAUAAAGGAAAGAUUUGGCUCCAGGAAGACUUGCCGAAAAGUCUCCCGGAGGCUAGAAUUUUCCUAUAUGAGUACGACUCGCGUGUAUUCAGCGGUAAACAUGGCGAGUUUUGGGAGGCGGGAAACAAGUUCCUCGAUUGUCUGCAGGGCAAAAGACGAGGGGAUCGACUUCGGCCAUUGAUAUUGGUCGGCCAUAGUCUUGGGGGAUUGCUUAUCAAACAAGCCUUAGUCAAUGCACACGACAAUAGCCAUUAUGCAGACAUCGAAGCCUCUGUGAAAGGCUUAGUCUUCUUCGGAACCCCCCAUGCAGGCGGAAAUACCGAUUCAGCAAAAAAUAAACUCGGAUUGACUGCGGCGAAUAUAGCAAAGAGUCUAGGCUUCCCCGCCAAUGAUUCCAUCAUUAAAGUACUCACUCCAGGGUCACUUUUCGGGGACUUCCUCCGAGAAUCUUUCCGCCACCAACUCGAAAACUAUUGGAUUGUUUCGUUUUGGGAAGAAAAAAGCACUAUUGUAACAAAAGAGUCUGCUACAUUCGGCUUACCGGGCCAUCGCGAAACAAUAUUAGGUUUGGAGGCAGAUCACAGCAAUAUGUGCAAAUUCAACACCGAAAUAGAAGAUGACAAAGAUCUUUACGAUUUCGUGGAAAACAACUUUUACUGGCUAUAUGAAGAAGCCAUGAAGGAAGCAGCUAUCGGGACAAGAUUUGAAGAGCUGAAACAAACAGAGCCGAUCAAUCCAGAAAGUGAGUCAAAGCCAGAAAUGGAGCUAUCGUAGGUCAUUUUAUCUUCUGAUGGACUUUGAAAUUUAAAUCUAUGCUUGGAAUUAUACUAUGUAUUUGUUUCUUAGUUAACAUUGAAAUUAAAUGUUUCCUCAAAGCCCAACAGUAGCUGAUUAGGCAUCCAGGAGAUACCCGCAGUCUCUCACAAUUCUGUGAGUCCGUUUCAAAAAACGUAGACAAUUUGUUCAAUAUUCUCUCAAAUCAUGAACCGGACGAAUCUCUAGAUUGGAUUGUGCAGACAUCUUCUU